AAUGCAAACUAGAAGUGCUACUAAAGUGCUACAAAAAGUGCUAAAAAAAUCAAAGAAAAAUAUUAAAAAAGAAAUUUUGGAAACUUCACAACAACAACAACAGUUGCCACCCAAAAGAUCAAAAGUAGAAGAAUUAACUGAAAAUAUUCCAAAUCCUCAACAAGUAACGUCUAAAAGAAUUAAAUUAAAUAAUUGUGAAAGUGAGGAUGAUGGUGAAAAUAUACCACAAACUAUUACUAGAGAAUUUACUCGACAAACCAAUUUUUAUAAAAUUGAAUACAAAUUGUUAAAAACUGUCAAAGAUGAUGAAGAACUCGAAGAACUUAGAUUUGAGUUACAUUGCAGCAGACAAAAUUUAAGAAGAUAUAAAAACUUCAAAACAAUUACACUUAAUUGCACUUUAAGAUUUACUCGAGAAAGAUGCCCAUAUGGAUUGUUUGCUGUUAGAAAAUCUUUUGGAAUUCUUGUUUAUGAGCAUGGCAAUCACAAUCACGAAUUUAGAGAAAUUGAUAUACGUAAUACAAGAGCUUUGAACGCUUUAAAAUUAAACGAUACAAAACCUCCAGAAUUGUUUAAAAAUCCAGCAGCAAGCGUAAAAGAUUGGCAUUAUUUAUGUACUGUUAAUGAUGUUGCUGAAUUGGAUAAAAUUAGAAUACAAAAUAAAUGUCAAAGUUUUAUUGGUUAUCAAUUGGAUUCGAAUAGAAAGUCAAUUAUGCUUAAAUGCAAAAUGGCUAGAUAUAAAUUAAUUCGUUGUCAAUUCAAAAUAAUGGCCAAACGUGUAAAAGAUGAGGAUAAUUUUCAUGUUUAUUCUCAAGGAGAGCAUAUCUGUCCACAAGAUUAUUCUACCGAUAAAAUUCAAAAACGGUUAAUUAGAGCACUUAAAUUUGGACAACAUAAUCGAGUACAUAAAUGGAUGAAAAGAACUGGCGCUGAACGUAUUAAAAAUAUUGUAAAUGAAUUAGAUGCAAGUCAUGUUAGAUUAAUGAUUGUUUUGGCUAAUCGAGAAAUGUUAUCAGGGAGAAAAGAUAAGAAGAAAAAAUAUUUUUUGGGGAAAAAAAAAUUUUUUUUUGGGAAAGUCUCUCUCUUCUUUAAGGAAAAAUGA
This is a messenger RNA of Meloidogyne enterolobii, 1102 nucleotides long. The record is from the annotation of a GenBank genome assembly. Lineage: Eukaryota; Metazoa; Nematoda; Chromadorea; Rhabditida; Meloidogynidae.